GCUGGCAACCCUGGCUGAUUGAACAAUGUUUAUCAGAUGAUUACCUGCUGGAUGUGGAUUUGGAUGCUCGAAAAUAUCUCAGGCAAGCGGAAAGGACAGCGAUGGCUUGCUAUUAUCGCCAGCACGAGGACACCGCGGUGACGGUUCCGAGGUUCACCAACGAGAACUCCAGCGGUGGGGUGACCUACUACGAUGUGAAAGUUCGGGUUGGAAAGGUGGAGUGGCUGGUGGAGAGGCGCUAUCGCGAUUUCGCUCAGCUCCACGAGAAGCUGGUGGGAGAGAUAUCCAUCAGCAAGAAGCUGCUGCCACCAAAAAAGCUCGUGGGUAACAGACAGCCCGCGUUCUUGGAGCAGCGACGGGAACAGCUGGAAAUAUAUCUACAGGAACUGCUCAUCUACUUCCGAACGGAACUUCCUCGGGCUCUUGCGGAGUUCCUGGAUUUUAACAAGUAUGACAUUAUAUAUUUGCUACAGGAUCUUGCCAAACUCUUUAACGAAAGUGGAGAUACACUGCUCAGCUCCAAAAAGGAGUACAAUCUUUCAGCCCUAGAGGUCUUUGCUAUCAGUGAGCGACUUAGUCUUCCCUGUCCGCCGAGCAUGAAUCACGGUGGAAAAUAUGACUUCUCGCAUGUACUGGACUUUUGCACGCAGCUUGUGGCUUUGGUGGUAACUCCAGUAAAGGACAACGCCAGCUAUGCCCAGGACUACAAUACGGUGGAUGUGCCCAUUGGGCGGAGUAAUAUCAUUCCAAACAGACUAAAAUUUAAUCUGAAUGCGUUUCGCAAUCUCAAGACGCUUAAGUUCUCAGCCUUGUCCACGGAAAACAUCGUAGACAUCGAACUUCUAAAGCCGACUCUUCAGACAAUCUGUGUCCACAAUACAACCAUACAGAACAUAAACCAAGUGCUGCUCUGCGAUAAUCUGCACAAGCACUGUGAUGUGCCGAGCCUGCUGCCAGAGACAAUUACUGCAUCGUCAUCUAAUUCUGUUUCUCCUACUUCUAAUGGCAGUGUCUUAGUCAGUGCGGACGCGUGGCAAGAGAUAUCAGAACUGGAUCUCACUGGCAACCUGCUUACUCAAAUCGAUGGCAGCGUGAGAACAGCUCCAAGACUGAGACGACUGAUACUGGAUCAGAAUCGAAUUCGAACCGUCCAAAAUCUUGCCGAGCUUCCCCAUUUGCAGUUGCUUUCUUUGUCCGGAAAUCUGAUAGCAGAGUGCGUCGAUUGGCACCUAACGAUGGGAAAUCUCGUCACUCUAAAGCUGGCUCAAAAUAAAAUCGCGAACCUAAGUGGUCUGAGGAAAUUGCUUUCACUGGUUAAUUUGGAUCUAAGCUCAAAUCAGAUUGAAGAGCUCGAUGAAGUUGAUCAUGUCGCCAAUCUUCCGCUCCUAGAGACUCUUCGACUAACUGGUAAUCCUCUGGCAGGCAGUGUCGACUAUCGUCCCCGUGUAUUGGCCCGAUUCCACGAACGUGCUGCUGAAAUAUCUCUGGAUAAUGAACCUGGCAAUCAGCAGGAGCUGGACACUGCUCUAGUCUUGUCCGCUCUACUGCAAUCUAAGCAACGACAGCAACAGAAAUGAUUCUUGUCUCACAAGAAAGUUCUUGAUAUUGCAACUUUACAAAUCUCUCAAAGAAUAUCUCACCUUAUUCCAAACGUAUUAUUGAUUAAUUUUUCCUUUGAUAACCCCCAAACAAAUAUCGCUAUGUAAAGGUUGUGGACUUUUCAAAAAUUGGAGAUUUUAGUUAUUGAUAUUUCCCUUGUUUAGGCGUAAUUAUAACUUAUUUUCUGUGUCUUGUAUAUUUCCACACGUUUUCAGUAAAUUUGUAUGUUUUUUGUCCGCCCUAAGUGCAAUAAAUCCAAUGCUCACCUCCAAAUAAAUAGUUAAGUAAAUAAAUAAAUUAUAUUAUAUAUCCUGACAAAAACUAUGAAUAAUGAUUGACC
This is a messenger RNA of Drosophila ficusphila, 1939 nucleotides long. RefSeq names its product nischarin. The record is from RefSeq and is a predicted model, not a curated record. Lineage: Eukaryota; Metazoa; Arthropoda; Insecta; Diptera; Drosophilidae. Gene Ontology annotation, molecular function: integrin binding; phosphatidylinositol binding; protein kinase binding. Bases 102 to 1577 code for a protein of 491 amino acids. The transcript is spliced from 4 exons. Gene Ontology annotation, cellular component: cytoplasm.